UUUCGUAUUCAGUUUGGUUUCGCAUCUCGUCGGCGACGGACUGUUACAAAUAAUACCUCCGAGGUCUAUAGUGUUUUUAGUGGAUUUUGAUUUUGUAGAGCUCUCUGAUUAAUCUCUCUCUACAAAGAUGACUGGCUCUCUUUGGCUCAGUUUGGCACUGAGUCUGGCCGUAUUAGCUCAGUACAAUGUGAGCGCCGCUCCUAAUCUGGUUUGUUUCUAUGACUCUCAGGGCUUCCAGCGUCAGGGGCUGGCUCAGUUCUCGAUGACCGAUAUGGAACUGGCCCUGCAAUUUUGCACCCAUUUGAUCUACGGCUAUGCUGGUGUUAAUGCCGAUAACUACGAAAUGCAGAGCAUCAACAAGAGAUUGGACCUGGAGCAGCGUCAUCUGGCCCAGGUUUCCGCCCUGAAGGAGCGUUAUCCCCACAUCAAGUUCCUUUUGAGUGUGGGUGGAGAUGCAGAUCAGAACGAUGGCAAUCAGUACAUAAAACUCUUGGAAUCGGGUCAACAGGGUCAUAGGCGAUUCAUUGAAUCCGCUCGUGAUUUAAUAAGGCGUUACAAUUUCGAUGGCCUGGACUUAGCCCUGCAACUCCCCAGGAAUAAGCCACGUAAAGUCCACGGCGAUGUUGGUUCCGCCUGGAAGAGCUUUAAAAAGUUUUUCACCGGCGAUUUCGUUGUGGACACCGAAUCGGAAACCCACAAAGGACAGGUGACUGCCCUGAUCAAGGAUUUGAAUGCCGCUCUUAAGCAAAAUGAUCUGCUUCUGAGUCUCACUGUUUUGCCAAAUGUUAACUCAAGCUGGUACUACGAUGCCCCUUCGAUCGCUCCCAGCUUGGACUUCAUUAAUCUGGGAACCUUUGACUUCCUCACCCCGCAACGUAAUCCCGAGGAGGCGGACUUUACGGCUCCGACAUACGAGGCCGUCGGACAGAAUCGCUUGGGACACUACAAUCUAAACUACCAAAUGGAACACUGGCUGCUCCAGAGAGUUCCGGCUAAUAAAAUAAAUAUUGGUAUUGCCACAUAUGGUAGAUCCUGGAAGAUGUCCAAGGAUUCAGGGGACUCCGGAAUGCCAGUGGUUGCUUCGACUGAAGGACCUGCUCCAGCAGGACCUCAGAGCAAAAAGGAGGGCCUUCUCAACUGGGCUGAGAUUUGCCAGCUGAUGCCGAACCCCAGUAAUGCCAAUGCCAGAGGAGCUGGUGCUCCGAUCAAAAGAGUUUUAGAUCCCACUAAACGCUAUGGUAGCUAUGCCUUCCGUGCCGCUGAUGAGAAUGGAGAGUAUGGAUUGUGGGUCAGCUACGACGAUCCGGACUCGGCAGCCAGCAAGGCUCAAUACGCCCGUGUCAAAAAUCUUGGAGGAGUGGCUCUAUUCGAUUUAACCCAGGAUGACUUCCGUGGUCAGUGCACCAACGAUCGCUUCCCCAUGCUGCGUGCCAUCAAGUACCGACUUCUCUAAGCCAACUCCAGACUAUAAAGACAUCACCAGCACGCAAAUGUCAACCAAAUGGAAAUCCAACAGAGGAAGGCGGCGCUGGGAGGGAACAACAAAUGUCACCCGAUCGGUGGCUUAAGGCCUCCUUCUGUGUCUGUCCCUUUUUGCAAAUUAAUUACAAAGUUGUAAACUAAAA
Drosophila eugracilis is the source of this 1625-nucleotide messenger RNA. RefSeq names its product chitinase-like protein Idgf3 (gene Idgf3). NCBI's taxonomy places the organism in Eukaryota, Metazoa, Arthropoda, Insecta, Diptera, Drosophilidae. The record is from RefSeq and is a predicted model, not a curated record. Gene Ontology annotation, cellular component: extracellular region. The transcript is spliced from 3 exons. Gene Ontology annotation, molecular function: chitin binding. Gene Ontology annotation, biological process: carbohydrate metabolic process; chitin catabolic process. The coding region runs from base 128 to 1453 and encodes 441 amino acids.